CACUGAAAGCUUCCUUCCUUUACGGCGGCAGAUGGGAGAGCCCUGUCAAUUUCAUAAUGGCGGACACGUGUGGACAAAUACUUCUAGGGUCUGGGCUAACAGUCCUAUCCCACCCGCUUAUGUACAUCAAAGUACUAGUUCAGGUAGGACAUGAACCCCUGCCGCCCAGUCUUGGCAGGAAUCUGUUCGGCCGCCAGGUCUACCAGCUACCUGGGCUGUUUGCUUAUGCCAAACACAUCACAAAGAUUGAUGGCAAGGCGGGUCUGUUCAACGGUCUGGUCCCCAGGCUGUGUGCUGGCACCAUCGGCACCAUCGUUCACAGUCGGGUUCUGCAGAGAUGUCAUGACGCAAAAUUUGAGGUUACGGGCAGUGGACAGAAACAGGAAGAAGGCUCCCUACAGCAUGUUGUCAAUGAGACGACCAAGGAGAUGAUUGCACGCUCCUGCGCCACCAUCGUCACACACCCCUUCCACGUAAUCACCCUGAGGUGCAUGGUGCAGUUCAUUGGGAGAGAAGUCAAGUACAGUGGAGUGUUUGACUCCGUCAUUACAGUCUACAGAGAAGAGGGCAUCAUGGGAUUCUUUGCGGGUCUUAUUCCUCGUCUCCUUGGGGAUGUUUUGUCCCUGUGGAUCUGCAAUAUGCUGGCUCACCUCAUCAACACAUACGCUAUUGACGACUCGAUGAGUCACACAGGAGAAAUCAAAAACUGUUCUCAGGCUGUGACUGGGUUCUUUGCCAGUAUGCUCACUUACCCAUUUGUCUUGGUGUCGAACCUUAUGGCAGUGAAUAACUGUGGGUUGUCUGGAGGCCUGCCACCCUACGCCUCAGUGUACCCCACCUGGGUGGAUUGCUGGAGACACCUCAGCCUGGAGGGCAACAUGAGCCGGGGUAACAGUCUGUUCUUCCGCAAACUGCCGGUGGGGAAGACGUACGCCAUUGAUCAGAAGAGGUUUUUUUGAGAUCGAAGCAGAAGGAGCAGCAUAGAAUCUAAUUGUAAAAAUAUAAAUUUACAUUCUGCCUGAAAUUGGUUGGGGGGGGGGGGGGGGGGGAUGUUGACACUUAAUCCUUUGUAUGCAUUUGUUUACGAUGGAACUGAUUUUGCUUUUUGUUUUUUAACAACCCGUCUGUCUGCCAUCAAGUAAAGAUGAAGCUGUGCUGUUUUUGAGGGUGCUCAGAUUGGGACAAGGGAGGAGCUGUGUUAAAACAGACCUGUGACUGCUGCUCCUCUAAUGGAGCUAUGCCCCUCCACCUAGACCCACCCACCCCACAGUGAAGAGACUGACUCCUUCCUGUCUGUCACUUCCUGCCAAUAAACUUUCCCUUCAUCUCGACCCCCCCCCCCCCUCUCCUCCGGUCCCCUGGUGUGUCUGCUGUAAUGUUUGAUGGACCACACAUCUGCAGCCUCUAUUCCUGGUCGCCUUGUUAAUAUAAAUUAAAGAUGGGGAUUGUUGCUAAACCUGCAUGUAGUAAAUGUUUAACUGAUGAGAUAUUAAGCAGUGAGAUCUGUGUCAGGGGUGUGGGUAUCUGUGUAGUGUCCUGGUCCGUGUGUGUGUGUGUGAUCAUGGUGCUGGCACAGAGGGUCCAGGGAAAAGAGGUGUGAUUGUGUGAGAGGGCACACACAGCCGGACCAGCGCCAGGGCCUUCAGACAGCGAGGAGGCACCAUACAGCUGGAAUGUUGACAGUACAGGAUGGUAUCUGGCCUUGUCACAGUAGUCAGGCAAUUGUAUGAACUCACUUUGACAAACCCAAAUAAAGAGUCUUGCUUUUU
This is a messenger RNA of Hypomesus transpacificus, 1769 nucleotides long. RefSeq names its product mitochondrial carrier homolog 2 (gene mtch2). The coding region runs from base 57 to 959 and encodes 300 amino acids. Gene Ontology annotation, biological process: positive regulation of apoptotic process. The transcript has 12 exons. Lineage: Eukaryota; Metazoa; Chordata; Actinopteri; Osmeriformes; Osmeridae. The record is from RefSeq and is a predicted model, not a curated record. Gene Ontology annotation, cellular component: mitochondrion; membrane.